CUGAUAUGCCGUGCAGGAGAGCGCACUCCUUUCCCUUUCCUUCCCCUCAAUUUCCAUGCAAUCUAAUGUAUCUUUGAUUUACUGACAGAAUUAUUAUUAUUACUGUUUUCUGUUUCGUUGCCAUGGCAAAAUUGUCACUUUUAUUUGUAUUCUUUUUCAAUGGACACCUUCCCCUCAUCUUUGGGCAGCAGCAGCAGCAGCAGCAGCGCGCAGCUGGCCCCUGGCGGCACCGCAUCCAGUGGGAGAACAACGGGCAGGUUUAUAGUUUAGUGAGCACCGGCUCCGAGUACAUCGCGCCGGCUCAGUCCCGGGGCCAGUCCAGGCUCUAUGUCGCCGGCAGGAGGGAAAUCACCCGGAGCCAAAUGCCGGAAGCGCACAGGAGAGCGACGAUUGACCGACCGGCGUCGACUGAGUCCAGACAGAUGCGGACUGAUCACAGCGCCGGGACCAGAUCUGCGUCUUCGGUGCGCGGUGCCAGACAGCAUGACGAUUCCAACGGCAAUGGAGAGGACAUGGUUAACGACGACCCCAGAAACCCGUUUAAAAACCACGUGAAUUCGGUUUUCUACAACUCCUACCCCGCCAGAGGGAGGUCGGUGGCCCGCACGCGUCGUCCCUCCGGCGCAGGAUAUGGAACAAGAUAUUUCCAAAAUGGACUUCCAGACCUCAUCCCGGACCCAUAUGCCAUCCAGGCCGGUGCUUACAUCCAGCGCAUGCAGAUGUUUGCGCUCCGCUGUGCCGCUGAGGAGAACUGUCUCGCCAGGUCGGCUUACGGACCUGCCGUGAGAGACAUCGACUUCAGAGUCCUGCUGCGGUUCCCACAGAAAGUAAAGAACCAAGGCACCGCUGACUUCCUUCCUGUCAAGCCGAGGUAUCAGUGGGAUUGGCACAGCUGUCACCAACACUUCCACAGCAUGGAGGCCUUCAGUAACUACGACCUGCUGGACAUCGUCACUGGAAGUAAGGUGGCAGAGGGACACAAGGCCAGUUUUUGCCUGGAGGACACUGGCUGUGACCCCGGAUUCAGGCGGCGCUACGCCUGCACGUCUCACACACAGGGACUGAGUCCGGGCUGCCAUGACACCUACGCUGCAAACAUCGACUGUCAGUGGAUCGACAUUACUGACGUACCGCCAGGAAACUACAUCUUGAAGGUUACUGUCAAUCCCAAUUUCUACGUGCUGGAGUCAGACUUCACCAACAACAUAGUGAGAUGUGACAUCAUAUACACAGGAACUUAUGUGCAGACGCGCAACUGUCGGGUAUCAAGAAGUUGAAAUCUUCCAUUUGAACAAACAUCUCUACCGCAGCAUCGACUCUAUGACUAACAAAACGUGGGUAAAGUGUUUAAUCCAAACUGCGUGCUGCAUCACACUUGUGCCAUAGUCUAAUAUUUCAUGUACUGGUAAUAAAUUCAAACGUUCACACAUAUUUUGUACAUCAAACCUGUGAGAUCAUGACAUUUGCUUGUUUAUGUAUUUCUACCAAAGUUCCUUAAGUCUUGACCCUAAAGACCCCUGUUUUUAUUCUUAAAUACAAGUACUGUAUUCAGAUAGAUUUUUCUUGAAUGCUGGUCAUUGCUUAAAAUGUGUUGUUGCCUCACGUUGUCUUUGUCUUGUUUGUCUCCUUUGUGGUAUGUUUUUUUUGUUAUUAUGUGUUCUGUGUUCUUUUGUUAUUGUCAAUAAAUAUCAUGAACACAUCAUGCAGGGGCUCUGCUAGCUGAUGGUCAGAGGAAUGAGGUAGUCCGGGUCAAGUAAAUGACAUGUAAUGCAAUGCAAUGUAAAGUAAGUAGAGACAGAAAGGGGGUAGGAAGUGGAUGAUUCCUUAGUGUUUCUCUGUGUGCGGCUCGAUAGGACACAACAACGAUCAGACCCCAUCGAUCAAAAGCUAAGGAUCAUCUGUCUCUCAGUACUUUGCGACUACUACAGUCAGUGUUAUCAAGUCCAUCGAUUCACGAGAGAAAUCCACGUAAAAGAGGUGAAAUACAUUUUAAUUUCAAUCAAAUUUCACAAAUGGGAGCAAUGGCGCAUUCAUAAGGGGGUAUUUCCAGCAGCAGAUUUGGAGUGAAAGUGCGUGCCUUUGUAGACAAUACGAAAAAUGCACAAUAUCACUCACCCUUGAAUCACUCUGUGGUCACAUCAACAAAUUGCAAAUAUCUCCUAUUAUGUUAAAUAUUAUGGAUGGUUUGUUGGGGAAUAUAUCCUUUUUGUAAAAAUGUUAAUGUUGCUUGAGAGGCGCAGUAUCUUGUGUUGGCAUGUUGGAUAAAUUGCAAUAAAGAUGACGAGGA
This is a messenger RNA of Pungitius pungitius (ninespine stickleback), 2287 nucleotides long. RefSeq names its product protein-lysine 6-oxidase-like. Gene Ontology annotation, biological process: peptidyl-lysine oxidation; collagen fibril organization. The transcript is spliced from 7 exons. Gene Ontology annotation, molecular function: copper ion binding; protein-lysine 6-oxidase activity. The coding region runs from base 123 to 1277 and encodes 384 amino acids. Lineage: Eukaryota; Metazoa; Chordata; Actinopteri; Perciformes; Gasterosteidae. The record is from RefSeq and is a predicted model, not a curated record.